AUGGCGGGUACUUUUGCUGGCAGUGGCCCGGCACAUGCCCAGUCCUCGCUGCCAUCGCUCCCCGCCCAUCUCCAGUCUGAUACCCACCUCACAGCUCAUCUCGCCAGUCGGUUUCACGUUGGCUUACCGACUGCCCGCUUGUCAUCUCAGGCCCUCAUUGCCCUGAACACAUAUUCCUCCGCUACCAAGGGCCCGGACGGUGGAAAAGAGGGGAGUGCUGCAGGCGAAGCGGAGGAUCUCGCCCGUCGUGCCUUCACUCGGCUGGGUGCUCGCGCUGAGAACCAGGCCAUUGUAUUUUUGGGAGAGAGUGGAUCCGGAAAGACGACUCUUCGCUCACAUUUGCUAUCUUCGUUCCUGUCCUUUUCAUCGACUCCGCUAUCCUCCAAACUCUCAUACGCCGCCUUCGUCUUUGACACCCUCACAACCACAAAAUCAGUCACUACACCUACGGCCUCAAAAGCAGGUCUCUUCCUCGAGCUGCAAUAUGACGGCUCAUCCUCCGUGAAUCCCACUUUGAUUGGUGGUAAGAUCAUUGACUACCGAUUGGAGCGAAGCCGCAUCUCUUCUGUACCUACGGGAGAGCGAAGUUUCCAUGCGUUGUACUAUCUGCUAGCGGGAACAAGCGCAGCAGAGAAGUCCCAUCUGGGACUUGACACGGCCAUUCAUGUCCAGACUGGGAAGUUAUCUGGCAGCAGUGUGAGCCAUAAGCGCUGGAGAUACCUCGGUCACCCAACACAGUUGAAGGUAGGAAUCAAUGACACGGAUGGAUUCCAGCACUUCAAAACUGCGCUGCGGAAGCUGGAGUUCUCGCGCGGUGAAAUCGCCGAGAUCUGUCAGAUUCUGGCUAGUAUCCUUCACAUCGGACAGUUGGAGUUCGCGACAGGUCAAUCGACUACCACCGGUGCGGAGGAAAGCGGUGGCUACUCCCACGAGGGUGGUGAGACAGUCACAGUGGUCAAGAACAAGGAUGUUCUUGACAAUGUCGCGGCUUUCCUGGGUCUCAGUGUUGCCGCUCUGGAGAACAGUCUGGGAUACCGGACCAAGACCAUUCACCGUGAGCGAGUCACGGUGAUGUUGGACCCCAAGGGCGCGCGAGAGAACGCCGAUGCAUUUGCACGCACUAUUUACUCUCUUCUUGUAACCCAUGUGAUUGAAACGGUUAACCAGAGGCUUUGCGCGGCCGAGGACAGUAUUGCCAACACGAUUUCGAUUGUCGACUUCCCCGGAUUCGCCCAGGCCCCGGCGACUGGCUCCACCCUGGAUCAACUUCUGAGCAACGCGGCAACCGAGUCGCUUUAUAACUACUGUCUUCAGUCAUUCUUCGACCAUAAAGCCGAUAUCUUGGACAGGGAGGAGAUCACAGUGGCUGCCACCAGCUAUUUCGACAACACGGAUACCGUGCGCGGUCUCCUGAAGCAUGGAAACGGCUUGUUGAGCAUUCUGGAUGACCAGACGAAGCGUGGACGCUCUGAUGCCCAAUUCAUCGAGAGCGUGCGCAAGCGCUUUGAGAACAAAAACCCCGCCAUUUCCGUUGGAAGCACGAGCGGAACGGGCUACAUGGCACAAUCCCGAAGCGCCUUCACCGUCAAGCAUUUCGCGGGUGAGAUCGAUUACUCCGUUACUGGAUUGAUCGAGGAGAAUGGCGAAGUCAUUUCUGGUGAUCUGAUGAACCUGAUGCGCUCUACUCGCAGUGACUUUGUGCGUGAGCUGUUCCACCAAGAGGCUCUUCAGACCAUCUCCCACCCACAAGAAAAGACUGCUAUUAUGCAGGCCCAGGUCAGCUCCAAGCCCCUACGGAUGCCCAGCAUGGCUAGACGCAAGCUUGGUGCUCCAUCUCGUUUUGCCGCCCCCUCUCAUGCCGAUAGUGAUGAGACGGAGGAGCAUGAGAGCCAAGUCGCGGGCUCCAAACGGGAGACUGGCCGAAAGAAUGGCAUGCUCUCUGGUCCCGCUCAGGGAGCCGCUGGCCAGUUUCUUUCUGGCUUGGAAGUCAUCAACAAGUGCUUGAGCUCCUCCAACCUCAACCCCUACUUUAUCAUCUGUCUCAAGCCUAAUGACCGCCGCAUUGCCAACCAGUUCGACAGCAAGUGUGUUAGGAUGCAGGUUCAAACAUUCGGCAUAGCCGAAAUCAGCUCGCGGCUGCGGAACGCCGAUUACAGUGUUUUCCUUCCUUUCGGAGAGUUCCUUGGCUUGGCUGAUAUCGGAAAUAUUGUCGUCGGCAGCGACAGAGAAAAGACCGAGGUCGUCCUCGACGAAAAGCGAUGGCCCGGCAAUGAAGCUCGGGCAGGUAGCACUGGUGUUUUCUUGAGUGAAAGAUGCUGGGCAGACAUCGCCAAGGUCGGCGAGCGUGUAUUCCCGACCUAUGGCACUGCCGGUGCCGAUAGCGACGGAUUCCAGACUUCUGGUGGAAACCCAGAUUCCAAGGUCCGACUUCUGAAUCCCAACGACCAAUCCCCUGGUGCCUUCAUCUAUGGAGACGAAGCUAAGCAUGGCUACUUUGGUAGCCGUGAACUCGAUGGACGCUCGGACGCUGGUGGCUCGGCCUUCAACUCUGGUGAUAUGUUCCACAAUCUCGAGACCAAGGAGCAAAUGCUCGAGAAGGGCAACAAUAAGGACAUGGAGGAGGUCGACGAAUCCACCAUCUCCGGCACUCGUCGUCGCUGGAUGUUUUUGGUUUACCUGCUCACGUUCUGGAUUCCCGAUUUCGUUAUAAAAUUCGUUGGUCGGAUGAAGCGAAAGGACGUGCGUGUUGCCUGGCGUGAGAAGCUCGCCAUCAACAUUAUUAUCUGGUUUGCUUGCGGUGUCGCCGUGUUCAUGAUUGUCGGUUUCCCCGGUGUGGUCUGUCCAACUCAAGAUGUCUACAACACUGCAGAACUCAGCAGUCACAACGGCAAGAAUGGGCAAAACUCUUUUGUCGCUAUUAGAGGUGUAGUCUUCAAUCUCGGCAACUUCAUCCCAUCCCACUACCCCAGCAUCGUCCCCGAAAAGUCGUUGCAGAACUAUGCCGGCACAGAUGCCACCAAUCUUUUCCCGGUCCAGGUCUCUGCUUUGUGCCAGGGUACCACCGGAAAAGUUGAUCCUAGCGUUCCACUUGACUACCGAUCAAACUUGAACGAUUCUGCAGAGACAACCUCCAGUACUACUUUCGAUGUCAACGCCAAGUAUCACGAUUUCCGCUAUUGGACCAACGACUCUCGGGCCGAUUGGUUCUAUGAGCAAAUGGUUAUGAUGCGCGCAAACUACAAAAAGGGAUACAUUGGAUAUACGAAUACAGCUAUGAAGAAGUUGGCCACCGAUGAUUCCAAGAACGUCGCGAGCAUCAAUGGGAAGAUUUACGACAUGACUUAUUACAUCGCUGGGCCUCGUGUGGCCCGCUUCCCUACCGGGAAGAAUGGCAGCAAUGUCGAUACCGACUACAUGGACCCUCUGGUUGUCGAUCUAUUCCAAGGACGCUCUGGUCAGGACGUGACCAAGUACUGGGAUAACUUGGACUUUGAUACCGCGCUCCGCUCCAGAAUGCAGCUUUGUCUCGACAACUUGUUCUUCAUCGGCAAGGUCGAUACUCGAGACUCCGUCCGCUGUCAGUUUGCGCGAUACUUCAUUCUUGCCAUCUCUAUCAUGCUGUGUUCCAUCAUUCUAUUCAAGUUUUUGGCUGCUCUCCAAUUCGGAAAGAAAAACCUUCCGGAGGACUUGGACAAAUUCAUCAUUUGCCAGGUGCCGGCCUAUACCGAAGACGAAGAAUCUCUGCGCCGUGCCAUGGACUCCAUGGCUCGUAUGCGUUACGAUGACAAGCGCAAGCUUUUGCUGGUCAUUUGCGACGGUAUGAUUAUCGGACAAGGCAACGACCGCCCUACUCCCCGCAUCGUCCUUGACAUUCUGGGUGUUCCUGAAUCCGUGGACCCCGAGCCUCUCAGCUUUGAGAGUCUGGGCGAGGGUAUGAAGCAGCACAACAUGGCAAAGAUUUAUUCCGGUCUAUAUGAGGUCCAGGGUCACAUUGUUCCUUUCCUCGUCGUCGUGAAGGUUGGAAAGCCUUCCGAAGUGUCCCGCCCUGGUAACCGUGGAAAGCGUGAUUCUCAGAUGGUUCUUAUGCGCUUCCUCAACCGUGUCCACUACAACCUGCCUAUGAGCCCCAUGGAGCUUGAGAUGCACCAUCACAUUCGCAAUAUCAUUGGUGUCAAUCCAAUGUUCUACGAAUACAUUCUACAGGUUGAUGCUGAUACUAUGGUUGCCCCGGAUGCUGGUACUCGUUUCGUCUCAGCGUUCAUCUCGGAUACUCGUCUCAUUGGUGUCUGUGGAGAAACUUCCUUGUCCAAUGCAAAGACCUCUAUCGUGACCAUGAUCCAAGUUUACGAAUACUACAUCUCCCACAACCUGACCAAGGCCUUUGAGAGUUUGUUCGGAUCCGUCACUUGUCUGCCCGGUUGUUUCAGUAUGUACCGUGUCCGUGCAGCGGAUGGAGGAAAGCCGCUCUUCGUCAGCAAGGAUGUGGUUGAUGCCUACUCCGAGAUCCGUGUCGAUACUCUCCACAUGAAGAACUUGCUCCACCUUGGUGAGGAUCGUUAUUUGACGACCCUGCUCAUCAAGUUCCACCCCAAGUACAAGACCAAGUAUAUCUUCCGUUCCCACGCCUGGACCGUCGCACCAGAAAGCUUCGCAGUCUUCCUUUCCCAGCGUCGCCGAUGGAUUAACUCUACUGUGCACAACUUGAUGGAGCUCAUUCCUCUCGACCAGCUGUGUGGUUUCUGCUGUUUCAGUAUGCGUUUCAUAGUCCUCAUGGAUCUUCUCAUGACCAUUAUUCAGCCUGUCACCGUCGCCUAUAUCGUCUAUCUGAUUUACUGGUGUGUCAGUGAACCAGACGUGCUCCCUAUCACGUCUUUCAUUCUCCUCGGUGUCAUCUACGGUCUGCAAGCAUUGAUUUUCAUCAUCCGACGCAAGUGGGAGAUGGUCGGCUGGAUGUUGAUCUACCUCUUGGCCAUCCCUGUCUUCUCUCUUGCCCUACCGCUUUAUUCCUUCUGGAACAUGGACGACUUCUCCUGGGGUAACACGCGUGUCAUCACCGGAGAAAAGGGUCGCAAAGUCGUCAUUUCUGACGAAGGAAAGUUUGACCCCAACUCCAUCCCCAAGAAGAAGCUGUUGGACCACCAGGCCGAGCUCAUGGCCGAUGCCCAAACCUCCCGCGACGACCGAUCCGAGUUCUCCUCUCACUCCUACGGCACCAAGUCGCACGCCUUCCCCCAGUCCGAGUAUGGCUUCCCAGCUUCGCGUCCCCACUCGCAGCUGGACUUGCCUCUUGGCAUGGGCUCUCGUUACUCAGUCGCCCCGUCUGAGAUGAUGAGCCACAUGGACAUGGGCAUGGAAGAUUUCAGCCACCUGCCCCCUGAUGAUGAGAUCCUGGAAGAGAUCCGCCGGAUCUUGGAGACUGGCGACUUGAUGAAGAUCUCCAAGAAGACCGUCAAGCAGGAACUUGAGAGACGUUUCGGUGUCAACCUCGAUGCCAAGCGGCCUUACAUCAACUCCGCCACCGAGGCUGUUCUUUCAGGUGUUCUUUGA
This is a messenger RNA of Penicillium arizonense, 5547 nucleotides long. It is a transcript of the gene chsE, whose product is annotated as chitin synthase class Va. Gene Ontology annotation, molecular function: ATP binding; cytoskeletal motor activity; chitin synthase activity. The record is from RefSeq and is a predicted model, not a curated record. NCBI's taxonomy places the organism in Eukaryota, Fungi, Ascomycota, Eurotiomycetes, Eurotiales, Aspergillaceae. The coding region runs from base 1 to 5547 and encodes 1848 amino acids. Gene Ontology annotation, cellular component: cell septum; myosin complex; cell periphery. The transcript is spliced from 3 exons.